AAGUUGGCAACGAAAUGAAAGACAACCUAUCCAAUCUGGUAACUUGUCUAGAAAUGAUUCACAUGAUAUAGAAAAUCUUCCAGAUUAUAGUGAGAGUGAAGAACAAUCUAAGCGGCCUAGGGGUCCCACUAUGAUGCACUCAGGAUGGGGAAAAGACGGUGACAAUUUACAUGUUGAAUUGAAUGAUCGUGGACAAGUUAUUGGUCCAGAAGCAGCUAGAUUACAUUCAAAACUUGGUGUGAUAGCACGAAAUGACAUUUUAGCGCCAUUGAAUCAUAGAGAUUGGAGGCUUGUUCCUGAUAUGCACAAGGAUAUAAUAUGGAGUGACAUUAAGGAAAAUACUGAUGCAACUGAUGAUAUGAGACGCAUUUUGAUGAUGUCAGUUGGAUCUAAAUGGAAAGAGUGGAAGCAUGAAGCAAAAUGUAGUGGCUAUGACCCGUAUAAUACUGAUAUUGAGCGCUUAGCUCAUCGUCCAAAGAGGGUUGCAGAAGAUCAGUGGCGUUCAUUAGUUCAUUAUUGGAGUUCAAAAGAAGCAAAGGAAAAGAGCGAGAGAAACAAAGAAAGUCGAAAAAAGUUGACUAUGCCACACACAUCAGGAAGAAAAAGUCUUGCUCAAAUUAUAGAUGAUAUGACAAAAGAGAAUAAUGGUGUAAAGCCAACUCGUAUUGAGGUGUGGAAAAAAACUCACACUAGAGAGAAUAAACAACCAAUAAAUGACAUAGCCGGUGAAGUUAUGAAACAAAUGGAUGAUCUUGCUGAGGUGUAUCCCGAGUUAAAUGUCCCUGGAAGUGCUCGCAAUGAUAUAUAUUCACAAGUAAUGGGACCGGACACUCAUGGGAUUGUUCGAACUCUAGGAAAAGGAGCAGCUCCAAGUCUAGUUUAUGGCCCAGUAUAUAAACGAUCACAGUUGGAGCAACGAGAUUUUGAUGCAAGGGUUGAGAUAGAAGUUCAAAAAGCUACCGUAGCAAUCCAAAUUGAUAUGGAUAAAAAGUUGGCUGAAGCAAAACAAAAUAUGGAAGCAAAAAUGGAUGAAAGAAUGGAUGAAAAGGUGAAGGAAAAAGUGAAGGCUGAGAUGCAAGCAUACGUACAGAGUAUCGGUUUUAUGAAUGGCUCAAACAGUAAAUCAAUCAGUAAUGAAGAGCUUUCCCAUAACUCAGUUGAAGACCGCCAACAAUCAUUAUCUCCUGUUUCAGUUGUUCCAACAAAAAAGGUUAACUUAAUCAAGAACACCACAAAUAAUGGAGUUGACACACAAAAAAAGAACACUUUUGAAGAGUGUGUGAUACCAAUUAUUGGCAAGUGAUGCUCGAAUUGUGGAAAGAUGAAUUCCAUUUUUCUUGUUGCAGAAUUUAUUCUAGAAGUUUAGGGAAUUAAAGAGAGUUUGGCGUAUUUUCAUGUUGAAAUCACUUUAGCUUUUAUGUUUUAGUUAGAAUUUGUUUUAUUUGAGAUAGAACAAGAAGUCCUUUGAUUUGACAGCGUCUAACUUGCAAGGAGACCUUUCUCUGCUAUGUCCUUUGAAAUACAAUUG
Molecule: messenger RNA, 1528 nt
Organism: Lycium ferocissimum
Lineage: Eukaryota; Viridiplantae; Streptophyta; Magnoliopsida; Solanales; Solanaceae
Exons: 9
Source: RefSeq, a predicted model, not a curated record